GAAAUUUCAAGAGAGUCGACACCUUGCUCAACCUUCGAUCUUUGUCGCUAGAGGAGUCCAACUCGAGCCAGGAAAUCCAGGUUUUCUGCUUAUCUCUCACCCGCGAAAAAUCGCCGUUUUGCGCUCUGUGGGAUGGUGCCCAGCUGGGCAUGCAAAGUCUUGAACAUGUCGAUUUGAGUCUCGACUUCCCAAAGUUUUUAGAGAAUCUUUCCUCAAAGAAAGGCCAAAACCGACGCUCUGCAGGAAAGGCGACUUGCCGAUCUCUCCGGCCGACUGCGAGAGCUGCAGGGCGCUGUCUCUCGUCCUUCUUCUGAAUCCGUCCGCCGACGCUUCUCCGCGCUCUCUCCGGAUCUCUGAAAUUUACCUCUUUGCCAGCAUGCCGCAGAACGAGUACAUUGAGCUUCACCAAAAGCGCUUUGGACGACGUCUCGAUCACCAUGAGAGGCAACGCAAGAAGGCGGCGCGCGAGCCGCACAAGCUGUCCAAGCAGGCGCGUCGCCUCCGCGGCAUCAAGUCCAAACUGUUCAACAAGAAACGCUACGUGGAGAAGGCGACGAUGAAGAAGACUUUGAAGCACUUUGAGGAGAAAGACGCAAAGAGCGCGGAGCCGGAGCAGGCCCCAGACGGCGCCGUCCCCGCGUAUCUCCUCGAUCGUGAGGCGGUCAAACGCACCAAAGUCCUCAGCAACAUGGUCAAGCAAAAACGCAAAGAGAAGGCGGGCAAAUGGCAAGUGCCUCUGCCCAAGGUAAAGGCCAUGACUGAGGACGAAAUGUUCAAGGUCCUUCGCAGCGGCAAACGCAGAAAGAAGGCGUGGAAGCGCGUAGUGAACAAGGUCUGCUUUGUCGGCGAGGAUUUUACGCGGAAGCCUCCCAAGUUCGAGCGGUACAUCCGGCCGACCGGCCUGCGCUUCAAGAAGGCGCAUGUGACGCAUCCUGAGCUGAAAACGACUUUCCACCUCGACAUUGUCGGCGUCAAGAAGAAUCCGCAGUCGCACCUCUACACUUCGCUCGGCGUCAUCACCAAGGGAACGAUCAUCGAAGUGAACGUCAGCGAGUUAGGCCUUGUGACCCAAACUGGCAAAGUCGUCUGGGCAAAGUACGCGCAGGUGACGAACAACCCCGAGCUUGAUGGAUGCAUCAACGCUGUUCUCCUCGUUUAGGCGUUGAAUCUGCAUGCGCCUUUCUUCUUGUUUCACUCCCUUUUCGUCUGGACGAACUUCUCCGGCCUCUGCCUUUCUCCUCACGCUCACACCUGACCAUGCAUAUAUCCAUGUAUAGAUUUGCGUGUAUGUGUGUUUGGAGACGGGAAUGCUUCUUUGUAUGGAUUGUUUCGAGACUCCGUACCGCGGAGGAGCCUUCAGUCCUUCACUGUCUCUGAUGAUUUCGAGCAUUUUCCUCGACUUUUCGCUUGCCGAACGACUGACGCUUGGUCGCUUGCGACAGGAAGCUCUGUGGGGAACUCUUUUUCUUUAUCCUUCCUAGGUGCGUUUGCCCCUGCGACAGACUCGGAUUCUCUCGUCGUCUCUUUGUAAAAAAACUGCUCUAUAUAUACACAUACACAUGCACUAGUAUCUGCUUGCGCCUUCCUGCCACCCCGAACACUCUAAACAUACAUGUACAUGUACAUGUAUACGCAUCUGUAAGCUAUGCUUGCAGUUUGAGUAUUUGUGCAUCUUGAUUGGUAUUCGUAUCGACUUGUAUUUAUAUCGACGAGUGAGGUCAGUUCCGUUGUCGGACGCCUGGAGUGUCUCCUGUUUUUCGCCUGGAGAUAGGACCGUUUUUGUGUUCGAGGCGUCAUGGCAUUCCGCGAAAGAUUUUGUGUCGAGCUUUCGCUUUUUUGGGGAGGAGGGCGGGGGAAUUCAACUUUACACUCGCACUCGCAACGUGGUUUCUCAGGCUGCUUGGCGCGUCCUUCCUUCGCGCGACUUGCGUUUUCGCCAUUUUGAACGAAACUUGAGACUUUCUCCGGGACAUUGCUUUCCCUGUCAAAAAAUCUCUUUUUCUUUCCACGCGCGCACCCUCCUCGAACCGAGACAGAAAAGAGGAUAUUUGAAGAAAAGGAUAUUUCACGAAAAGGAUGUCGUUUGCCUCUCGACUUUCUCAGAGAGAACGCUUGCUACAUUUCGUUCGCCUCACACUUCUAAUCCAGCCUUAGGCAAAGGCGAGAUCUGAAAAGGAACCUAGAAGCUUUUUUCCGCAUUCUCUUCGCACAGAUUGCCAAGAAAUUCUCAUGCGACGUAUAUAGCCUGUGUCUUUCAAAACAUUUUGCCUUCUCUAACCCAGGCAGAGAGAGACGGACCGAGGAGACACCCCCACCCCAGCUGGUUCUCUCACAUGGAAAAGUAUUCUUAAAAUGAAAAAGAGUUCUUCCCUGUAUCUGGUUUGCCUAGCGAAGCUCGGAGAAGCCGGCAGAACAGACCUCAGACCUGUUUUGAUCGAAACAAGUACGGGUGUUCUCACAAAUAGGUGGAGAGGAAGCUCGCUGUUUUCUCUGGAUUGCUAACGCAGCACACAGAGAGGACAGGAGUUUGCGUUUUCAGACUACGCAGACAAGAAACGCCGCGAAGACAGAGAGUAGUCAGGUAGUCUGUCGAAGCAAGAGGACCUUUGAGAUGACGCUUCCCAGAAAAAGCGGGUGAAAACACGCACACACGCGCAUGCAGUUGCUUCUUCUCUUCCCUCGAACUGCUCCCACAAUAAAGAGUUGCACAAAGUCGAUGAUGCUCGUUCGCAAGCACUGCGAGAAGCAGCUUUUCUCGAGAAUCCUACAUUUUUCUUCUGGCCCUAAAACCAAGGCGCGGACCAUUCGGAGACAUUCUGCUGUGAGGCAAAAGCGCGCGACGAGCAGAGAAAGCGCAGCAUUUCAAAGAGAAAGAAAAGUCGGAGGAAAACCUGCAGACCUGCUUUGAAGCUGCUGCGCUCCCGAGCAAACUGCCGCAUUGACGCAACAAACGGCGAAACCUCUCUUCUUCUUCGACCUCCUCCACAGGCAGAGCCAUCGACAAAUGCAGGCCUCCAUCACACACAGAUUCUUCUCUUUCUAUACAG
Molecule: messenger RNA, 3047 nt
Organism: Toxoplasma gondii ME49
Lineage: Eukaryota; Apicomplexa; Conoidasida; Eucoccidiorida; Sarcocystidae
Product: ribosome biogenesis protein NSA2, putative
Exons: 5
Coding region: 377-1159 (260 amino acids)
Biological process (GO): maturation of 5.8S rRNA; maturation of LSU-rRNA
Cellular component (GO): preribosome, large subunit precursor; nucleolus
Source: RefSeq, a predicted model, not a curated record